Messenger RNA from Hemibagrus wyckioides, 2693 nucleotides. RefSeq names its product G protein-coupled receptor 20 (gene gpr20). The record is from RefSeq and is a predicted model, not a curated record. The transcript has 2 exons. Gene Ontology annotation, biological process: phospholipase C-activating G protein-coupled receptor signaling pathway; positive regulation of Rho protein signal transduction. NCBI's taxonomy places the organism in Eukaryota, Metazoa, Chordata, Actinopteri, Siluriformes, Bagridae. Bases 1514 to 2653 code for a protein of 379 amino acids. Gene Ontology annotation, molecular function: G protein-coupled receptor activity. Gene Ontology annotation, cellular component: membrane.
GAUUUAAUAUAGUAUAAAAAUACAUUUAAUGUAUUAAAUGUAUAUUUAAAUAUAUAUAAUAUUUAAAUAAAUAAAUAACGUUCGUCUUUAAUAGUAUACUAUUUUCCUACUGGACAGUGGAAUUCUGUUUUUAUUAUUUCACAAGGAUGAAGCCACAGCAAAAACUGCACCAUCUUCAAUCCUCCUCCUCAAGAAUAAUGCAAGCACUUAAACGUUUCACAUCUUGCUGGCUUUGCAAAAAAAAAAAAAAAAAUGGCUCAGGUGCACUUCUGAUGAACCAUAAACAGUUGCAGAUUUGGAGAAUACAUUCUAAUAAUUAUUUUUGCAUUUUAUUUACUUAAGUGUGCAUAAAAUGUGUACAUCAUAAUAAGCUAUAGCUUAGCUUGCACAUAUUCAACUAAACAGGCCAUAAGGAAUAAGCACAGAACCUAAAAACCUGUAUGUAUACUGAGUAUUACAGUGCAUUAUUAGACACGGUUUAGUAACAUCACACAGUUCAUGUUAUUAAAUUCAUCUUCAGUAGCCCUGACCGGGAUGUCCAUCACAAGACAGCAUGUAUACCUUCAUGUUUUGGUGCAUCAGAAGGAAACUGGAGAACCCAGAAGAAACCUAGCUGGGGGCAGGGAGCAUGUGUGAAACUCCACACACACAGUAACCCGGGUCCAGGAUUGAACCCAGGACCCUGGAUCUGCUCCACCGUGUUGCUUCAUACACUAAUCCAAUUUUUUUUUAACAAAAUUGCUCUACAAAUCCUUUUACUGAUGCUUCACAGGUUUGUUUCUUCUGAAAAGGAACUAAUUAUAUUCAUUGCAAGCCCAUUCGUUAUUUGUACACAGUACAAAUGUCAAGUGUCACAGUAAGCUAUUUGCUCCAAAUCUGAAUGAAUUAGUAUCUUUGAUUCAGCAAUGAGUGACUCACAUUUAAACCUGUGUGAUAUUUAAUUCUAUUAUAUAUUUUGUACAUACAAAAGACAUCAUAGCCUAAUAUCCACUCUUGUUGAGCUAAUAAAACCCUGAGGCUUUGGCAGAUGAACAUAAGAUGAACAUAUCGGUCCAUAUCACACUGAUUAUCCAACUCUGCGUCCAACUCUGUGUCCCAAUCUCUGUGUUGUUUGGGACACAAUGUGGAUCCAGUGGUUAUAGAAAUGCUAUGGAGUCUCCCAAGGUUUGUAUUUGACCUGUUUCCACCUCAAUAAUGCAGUUAAAGAAGAAUAAGGAACUGUUAUUUAUAUGCUAGAGUCUGUGGGUUUUCAGGUGCAGUGUGUAAGUCAGGGGUGGUCUGAUGUCAGUCUGUGUGGGUGUAAGGAGGGAGGGAUUGAGAGAAGGAAAAGGAAAGCUAGAGAGACUCAGCAGUAGACUUUGGGGUGAGGGAUGGGAAAGACAUUUUCGAGGCAGAGAUAUAGAGAAAGAGGUUUUCUUCAUCCGUUCAGUCUCUGAGCACGUGAUGAGAGGUGGAGUGUGCAUGGGGUUCAGGAUAGAUACAAAGCCUGAGAGAAGUAUCUGUUGGAUCCUGGAUGAAGAACACUGCUAUUAGUCAUGAAGAGUUAAACCGUGCAGUCUUCAAAAUGCACAGACACAUGACCAGAAAAAUGAACAGAACUGAGGAGUCGUUCUAUUUGAAUGUCACCUCUACAAUGACUCUACCAGUCCCCACCAAUGGUUCUCCAUCAUACCGUGAACCCUAUCUGCACAGACUGGCACAUCUGGAUGAGGGUCUCUAUAAUGACUUCUAUAGCCUGUGGAUUGCUCUGGUGGUCAUUAACACUCUGAUAUUUAUAGUGGGAAUGGCUCUCAACAGCCUGGCUUUGUAUGUCUUCUGUUUCCGUACAAAGUCCAAGACCACAUCUGUUAUUUAUACUAUUAACCUUGCAAUCACAGAUCUUCUGGUAAACCUGUCGCUUCCUACCCGCAUCAUACUGUAUUACAGCGGAGGCAGGUGCUUAAACUGUUCUUAUAUUCAUUUAUUUAGCUACUUUGUCAACAUGUACUGCAGCAUCCUCUUCCUCACCAGCAUCUGCGUGGACCGGUAUCUCGCCAUCGUACAGGUGGAGUCCUCCCACAAAUGGCGCAGCCGCAACGUGGCUAAAAUAGUUUGUAUCUGCAUCUGGCUGUUCGCCAUCGUCGUCACUUACACUUUCCUCACAACAGCCUUCAAACAUUCAGCAUGCUGUGUGUCCAAGCUCUUCGCCCUGACCGUAUUUGAGUUCUUCCUGCCCUUGGUGAUCAUUGUGGUGUUUACAGUCAGGAUUAUGUGCGCACUGUCCAGCCCAGGCCUCAUGCAGCAAAGCCGGGACAGACGGAUGAAGGCUGUGCAGUUACUCACUACGGUACUGGUGAUCUUCACCGUCUGCUUCACACCUUUUCACGUUUGCCAAGUCUUAGUCUACUUCCACCCUGAUCUACCCCACCAUGUCAUCAUCUACCAUGUGACUGUCACACUCAGCAGCCUUAAUAGCUGCCUGGAUCCUGUCAUCUACUGCUUCGUCACCACCAACUUCCAGUCUACCAUGAAGAAGUUUUUACAGAAGGUCAAGGAAGAACAGACCAGUGGUGACAUCAUCAGCAUGCAAAAAAUCUCAGGCACUGUUUACGCCAUCACUAACAGCAUGAUCAUGAUUAAUAUGAAUUCUCCUAAUAAGGCAGGAGACAGAUAAAGCUGUGCAGUUUAUGGACUGUAUUCCAAAUAAAUAUAUA